AUGAUGAAUAAUGACGAUACAUUCAUAUCGGAUCAAGAAGAAGAUGUUUGUCCGUUAUGUGUGGAAGAAAUGGAUAUCUCAGACAAAAAUUUCAAGCCCUGUCCAUGUGGUUACCAGGUGUGUCAAUUCUGCUACAACAACAUCCGUCAGAAUCCUGAAUUAAACGGGAAAUGCCCUGCAUGUCGUCGGCCAUAUGAAGAUAAGAACGUCGAAUACAAAGUGAUUUCCCAGGAAGAAUGGAAACUUAAUCAGGCUAAGCAGGCCAGAAAAGAGAAAGAGAGAAAGCAAAAGGAAAAGGAAAAGAAAGAUGCAGAGCAGGCGUCUCGACGUCAUUUGGCAGGCAUGAGAGUCAUUCAAAAGAACCUGGUGUACGUGGUUGGCUUGAACCCACCAGUGUCUCCUGAGGAACUACAUAAUGUCUUAAGAAGUGAAAAAUAUUUUGGUCAAUACGGUAAGAUUCUCAAAAUUGUCAUCAAUAAAAGAAAUCGCACAAAUCACCACAAUCAUAACCCAGGCUUCGGUGUUUAUGUGACUUUUGCUAGGAAGGAAGAUGCUUCAAGAUGCAUAGCGGCGGUAGAUGGUUCUAUCUCUGACGGGAGAGUUUUAAGAGCUGCCCAUGGUACCACGAAGUACUGUUCUUCUUAUUUAAAGGGUCAGAAUUGUCCAAACCCUAAUUGUAUGUUUUUGCACGAACCUGGUGAAGAAGCCGACUCUUACACAAGACAGGAUCUAUCUACUAGACAGGGUUUAAAAAUGGGUGAAAGUCCAAGAGCUGCUGUUCAUGGUCUUAUUCCACCCCCGGACAUGGUUCCCUCACCAACUAUUGAAGAACCUGUCGCUACAGAACGUCAUGUGGAUACACAAGUAUCCGAUGGAUCUAUUUUACCUUCUACUGCUUCCUGGGGAAAGAAUACCAAAGCGUCUUCUACAAUUCUUCCAACUUUCCAAUCUCCUAGUGUGGAUCACUCAACAUUGAGGAAUACCAGCUCGUUCCCAAGUUUUGCAGAGACUCAGCAACUUCAUGCAAACUUGCAUACUCCGCCUGCUCCCAAAAAGAAGGAAAAGAAAUCGGAUGCACACGAAUCCUUGGAUGAAGUAUCCAAAGAAAUUCUAUCUGCUGUCGAAAAUAUUGAAGAAACUGUCAGAACUUUUUUUCAAUCAUCAAAUUCUGGAUAUCAAUUGAAGGGAGAAUAUAAAUAUAGAAAGAGGGAUAUUCCGAGAUUAUUUUUAUCUGGUUUCCAGCAAGCCCCGGCUUUUUUCGAAGAAAGUAAGGAUGGGAAUUCGGAGGAUAUGUCCCAUUUGGUGGACUUGUUGCUGUUUUCUCCUGGAGUUAAGAACUAUAGUUUCUACAGAGCUACUCCAAGUCAACAGCAGUUACAGCAGCAGCAGCAAUCUCAGCAGGUGCAACAGGCACAGCAAGUUCAACAGGCUCAACAAGCUCAGCAGGCCCAGCAGGCUCAGCAGGUUCAACAACAGGCUCAGCAGGCCCAACAGCAGCAGGCACAGCAACAGCAACAACAGCAACAAUUGCAGCAGCAGCACAUCCAACAAUUGCAACAAAUACAGCAACUACAACUUGCGCAACAGCAGCAGCAACAGCAACAGCAGCGUCAACAACAGGAACACCUUCUUCAGCAAUUGCAGCAGCAGCAGCAGCAACAAUAUCACCAACCUCAAACACAAGGCCAAAAUUUCCCACAACAGUACUUGAUGCAACAGGCCCAAGCUCAGGCCCAAGCUCAAGCUCAAGUUUUAGCCCAUGCUCAGCAUGACAACUCAUCCAAUCCAAUGUUCACUAACAUCAGAGAAGGAUCUGGGGUCUCAGCUACACCUCCACCCCCAGGAUUGUUUAGUGGAGUGACCAAUCACACUACGGAAACUCAUAACACUCCAUCAUCUGAACUAUUGAACCAGCUGAUGAACGGGGAGGGUAGAAACUCGAUCAAUGCUUAG
Molecule: messenger RNA, 1953 nt
Organism: Komagataella phaffii GS115
Lineage: Eukaryota; Fungi; Ascomycota; Pichiomycetes; Pichiales; Pichiaceae
Product: General negative regulator of transcription subunit 4
Exons: 2
Coding region: 1-1953 (650 amino acids)
Biological process (GO): protein ubiquitination
Cellular component (GO): CCR4-NOT complex
Molecular function (GO): RNA binding; metal ion binding; ubiquitin-protein transferase activity
Source: RefSeq, a predicted model, not a curated record